Messenger RNA from Ochotona curzoniae (black-lipped pika), 1399 nucleotides. RefSeq names its product L-threonine 3-dehydrogenase, mitochondrial. Gene Ontology annotation, biological process: L-threonine catabolic process. Gene Ontology annotation, molecular function: L-threonine 3-dehydrogenase activity. Lineage: Eukaryota; Metazoa; Chordata; Mammalia; Lagomorpha; Ochotonidae. Bases 1 to 1122 code for a protein of 373 amino acids. The record is from RefSeq and is a predicted model, not a curated record. The transcript has 8 exons.
AUGCCAGUCAUCAGGAUGCUGCGACAGGUGGUGGGUCAGACAGUGCAGAGCACACGCUGUGGCUGCUGGCCUCUGACUGGGUCUGUCCGGUUCCUGGCCAUUUCCCCUCGGCAGAUCCCAGUUGAUGCCAACUUCCACUCGGUGUCUUUCUCUCAAACGGACCACCCACGAGUCUUAAUUACAGGAGGUCUUGGCCAGCUAGGAGUGGGGCUUGCUAAACUUUUGAGGAAACGAUUUGGGAAGGACAACGUGAUUCUGUCUGACAUAAGGAAACCCCCUGAUCAUGUCUUCCAUAGCGGCCCAUGUAUUUACUCCGAUAUUUUGGAUUACAAGAACCUUCGCGAGAUUGUGGUCAACAACCGCAUCACUUGGCUCUUCCAUUAUAGCGCCUUGCUCAGCGCUGUAGGGGAAGCAAACGUGUCCUUGGCAAAAGACGUGAAUAUCACUGGAUUGCACAACAUUCUGGAUGUUGCGGCAGAACACAAGCUGCGACUGUUCAUCCCUAGCACGAUCGGGGCUUUCGGCCCCACCUCUCCCCGGAACCCAACCCCUGACCUCUGUAUUCAGAGACCCAGGACCAUCUAUGGGGUGUCCAAGGUCCACGCUGAGCUCAUGGGAGAGUACUAUUAUUACCGGUACGGGUUAGAUUUCCGGUGCCUGAGGUAUCCUGGCAUCAUUUCGGCAGAUUCCCAACCUGGAGGGGGCACAACUGACUAUGCUGUGCAGAUUUUCCAUGAUGCCACCAAGAACGGCAAGUUCGAGUGCAACCUGAAAGCCAGCACACGGCUGCCCAUGAUGUAUAUUGAUGACUGCCUGCGGGCCACGCUGGAGGUCAUGGAGGCGCCCGCAGAGUCGCUUUCCAUGAGGACCUACAACGUCAAUGCCAUGAGCUUCACCCCAGAGGAGCUGGCCCAGGAGCUCCUCAAGCAUGUGCCAGAAUUCCAGAUCACCUACAACGUGGAUCCAGUUCGCCAGGCCAUAGCGGAUAGUUGGCCAAUGAACUUCGACGAUAGCAAUGCGCGGAAGGACUGGGGCUGGAAGCACGAUUUCGACCUCCCGGAGCUGGUGACUACAAUGUUAAACUUCCAUGGUGCUGACAGCAGACUUGCCCACGCCAACUGAUGGGAAACCAGUGGGAGGAGCUGCUGGGCAUCCCGGAUCCCAAGGAACCCGUGUUAUCUGCACUUGAAGGACUAAUUGCACUCAGUCUGGCAGCUCAUAUUGAACUGCCACAUGGAGUUAGCUUGAAACAUUUUCGAAGUGUUACAGCUUUGUGGUUAGGACUUCUUAGUCAUUGCUCUUUGCUUAAACUUGUCCAAACACUUGGAAUGAAGAAUGGAGUGGUGACAGCUUCUAUUUCAUUCAUGAAUAUGAAGUAAAUAUAUUUAAGAACACGGAA